UAUCUGUCCUCCGCUAGCCCUGUAUCAACUUUGUUAUUGUAAGAGUAAGCACACAUACCUUUUUGAUCCAGCGGCUAGCGCAUAAGGGCCUGGCCUUGAAAGCAAUGUUCAGACCAUCCCACUCGACGUGCCCCACACAGACGUGCGAACCCUUCAAUUAGUCACCAUCGAAACAAACUUUCAGCGUGGGAGCGCGCGCCAGUGGCUGGUCGUUUGCCGGGGUGGCGAGAGCAGGCAACAAACGCUCACUGUGAAGGAUGAUGGCAUCUGCGGCAGCCCCCGCAAUCGUCUCUGGCUUCGGCUUUGUGGUCAGAGGGAUUGCCAGGGCUGCCGCCGUUGCGUCUCGCCCAAAUGUCAGCGUGCGCCUCAUCGACUCAUUCAACAAGGAAGUAGUUGACGACAUCUUUGCGCACGCGCUUAAAAAGCAAACUGGCGUCAGUCUCAAGUACAUGCUGGAUUUCGGUCAGAACCCUAUUGAGAGGCAGCUCUUGUUGUCGGCGCAAUUUCUGCACAAGGAGCUUCCGGUCCGCCUUGCUCACCGCGUUGCCGAAUUGGAGAACCUGCCGUACGGUCUUUCGGCCAAAAAGCCCAUUCUACAGGUCCGCGACUGGUACGUGGAUUCCUUCCGCGACCUGCGCUCCUUCCCCCCGGUGAGGGACGCGGCGGACGAGCAGAGCUUCACUCUCAUGCUGCGCAAGAUCUAUCGCAGGCACGCCAACGCGGUCCCCGUGAUGGCCAAGGGCGUGUCGGAGCUGCGUGAGGAGCUGCGCGCGCAGCAGCGGCUGAGCGAGCUGCCCGAGAUCCACCAGUUCCUGGACGGCUUCUACCUGAGCCGCAUCGGCAUCCGCAUCCUCAUUGGCCAGCACAUUGCACUGCACGAGCCGCCCAAGCCCAGCUACAUCGGCCUCAUCUGCACGCGCUGCUCGCCCGUGCUGGUGGCGCAGGACGCAAUCAACGACGCGCGCUCCAUCUGCAUGCGCGAGUACGGGGAUGCGCCCGAGGUAUCGGUGUACGGCAGCCCCGACUUCACUUUCCCCUACGUUCCCUCCCACCUGCACCACAUGCUGUUCGAGCUGGUGAAGAACAGUCUGCGGGCGGUGCAGGACCGGUUCGGGGACAGCGACGACCCGCCACCCCCCAUCAGGUUGGUGGUGGCGGAGGGCGGAGAGGACGUCACGCUAAAGGUCAGCGACGAGGGCGGCGGCAUCCCCCGCAGCGGCCUCGCCAACAUCUGGACCUACCUCUACUCCACCGCUAAGAGCCCGGUCGACCCGCGUGUUGUGGAUGACAACGACAGCAACGGCGGCCCGGUGGUGCUGGCGGGGUACGGGUACGGCCUGCCCAUCAGCCGACUGUACGCAAGGUACUUUGGCGGCGACCUGCAGAUCAUCUCCAUGGAGGGGUACGGCACGGACGCCUACCUGCACCUCAACCGCCUGGGCACCAGCCAGGAGCCGCUGCCGUAGAAGGGGAGGGGGGUGUGGAAGCUGGGGGGAGCCGCUAGGAGGACUGGAGGAGGGGGGCGGAGGUUGGCAAGGGGGUCAUGAGGCUCUAGGCAAGGGCUGGGUAGGGUUCAUUGGUCUGUGGCUUAUUCUAGCUGUAGGGUAAAGUAGUGCCACCAAGAGUAGAUCCCACGGGCAGGUAGUGGUAGUGGCGGGGAGGUAGGGAGGCAACAUGCGCGGUGUGGUCGGGCAGGGUGUGGCGGCGGAUUGAGCGACAUGCAGCAGCUGCUUGUUGGGGUGUUGGAAAAGGGGGGGAGGCUCUGAUGGCUGUCGUGCCAAGGUGUGGCUGAUGCGUGUACGUGUGCGUGUGGGGAACGACAGCGGCUUUUCAUUUUGUUUUGAUAUCGGCUCUGGGGAUGGCUGGGGGUGGCAAUAUCGGAGGCGGGAGAGGCACGUGGGGAUGCUCGUCGGCUCGACAGGUGUGCCGAGAGAUCCAUGGGCGGGGCUGUACGGCAGUGUACAGCUACUGUACGGCUGAGGAGGCUGAUGUAAUAAGGGGGAAGGCCGAGGGUGGGAAAGCAGGGGCAGGAGCGUGGGUCGGUGGGUCAGUGGCGAUCAUCGUUCGGGCAUUGCGACCCGUGGGUCGAUGGGGACAUGCAGAUGGUGGAACAUGGGCUGCGGGGCGGAGAAGAUGAGGCAUGGGCACGAAUGGAAGUGCUGUUCAGGGGGAAGCCUCUCUGCUGAUGGAAGGAGCAUGCGAGAAUGAUGAUGGAGAAGGUUGCAGGUGUUAAACAGGAGAGCUGGGCCUGAAGACUUCUCGGUCUAUACUGGUAUAGCUUUAUAUGCAAGAGGCGCAUACAUAUACCGGUACAUGUUGGGACAUUCGUUUGCAGGAGACACCAGCGCUGCUACUACUGCUGCUGCUGCUGCUAGCUCCCGCUUGCUGCUGCUGUUGUCUGUAACAUAUGUGGUACGACACACCUGUCGUGCGAACGCCGUACACUGUAGCAACAGCACAGCAGGGGGCAUGCACUGCCGUGGUUAUUAUUAGGUUGGUGCGCGGUAAGGGGGGCCGGGGUGGUGGCAGUGCCGCAGUGGAGGAGAGCAGCAGUGGGCGGUCUAGCAGACCGCAGGAACGAUGAAAGAAUUCAACACACCGAUAACACACCACCAGGGGGGUGGCGAAUGGAGGUUGUGAUGGGUCCUUGAGACACUGUAGGUGCCCUCUGGCCGUCCACAGGGAGAGGCAUGAGAGCAGGCCCGGCGCGCCUGGACGAGUUAACUGGGACGUUGAUGGUCGGUAGGGGAUGGCUGAAGCAAGUAUGAAAGACGAC
Messenger RNA from Astrephomene gubernaculifera, 2776 nucleotides. The record is from the annotation of a GenBank genome assembly. NCBI's taxonomy places the organism in Eukaryota, Viridiplantae, Chlorophyta, Chlorophyceae, Chlamydomonadales, Astrephomenaceae.